GUGCCACAGGUUGUACAGACAGUAGAACUGAGCUGUACGUCAAACCAAAGUAAGAAGUACUACUGCGCAAAGAUUCAGUGACGUACGUCGAAUUUCGGGGCGGGAAAUCGAUGUAGAGAAUCGCUCCGUAAGUGAGAGACAGGACGAAAUAACAUCGCAACGAUUUCGUGGGGGGCGGUGCCAUACAUAACACGUGUUUAAACUGACACGUCCUUCAUCGUUGCAGAAACCACAACGAACUCAUUGUAAAAUCACCCUUGUUUAGGUACUCUUUUUUCUCGUUUCAAAGGGAGAAACAGAAGCUCAGUUUUGUUAAGAUGACGUCCACGUUGUUGGCUGCGCUGCGGGCGCAGAACAGCGCUGGAGCCCUUGCAGCUGCAAAAAACUUCUCCCCCCUCACUGAGGCCGUUUUUACGGGAGAUGUCGAGCGUGUUCAGAAAGUGUACAAGGAUGAGAAGAUAAAGGUAAGCGUGAUAUCGAAAGGACUUUUUUGAAGUGUUUUGAUUCGUUGUUGCUGAAAAUAAGUAUAUGAUUUACGUGCUCCGAUGGCAAUGGCAAAGCGCAGGAAUUGAAAAAUUGAAACAAUCCCGAAAAUCCAGGUUGACCAGAAGGAUGCUGACGGUUGCUCACCCCUGAUGCACGCGGCAGAGCAAGGCUACCUCGACAUAUGUGAAUACCUCGUUUCGCAAGGCGCACGAAUAAACGGAAAGGACGACAUAGGAGAAAACGCACUCAUGAAAGCAGCAAAGGUACCGAUAGCACGAUGAAUGUGAUCCCUGAGGUUUGCAAAGAAUACUUAUUCGCGAGUGACGAUGAAUAGCAGCACCAGGAGGCUCCUUAAUCUCCUCGAACUGCAAGCGAAAUCACGGGAAAAAAACCAAAACAGGAAGGGAACAUUGACAUCAUGCAGUUUUUGAUAACUGCAGCACUUGCCAGUUUGCCAAAAAAGCUGGGAAGCUCCGGAGAGGUGGGACAAAGGGAAAGAUCGCGAGUGGUCGAUGCCAAGGACGACGAGGGAAUCACCGCAUUAAUGAAAGGUAGAGAAUGAAAGUAAAACAAGUAGCGCUGUUUCUCAUGCAAAUCAAUUUGAAGCAAAAGCAAUUCACUUCCUAUGUUUCUCCUAUUCGAUUCUCAAAUAAAACACAUUGUUGUGCGCGAUCGGGAUUCAAAAACUUAUCAGCAUCCGAAUGCGGGGAGUACGACACUGUGCGAUUUCUCUUGGAGCAGGGGGCCAGCGUAGAAGCAAAAGACGAUGAACAGUGGAACGUCGUCAUGUGGGCCGCGGUCGCUGGCCAAUAUGAAAUCUGCGAGCUUUUGGUAUAGUUUUGUUACCAGGCCUCGUUUAUUUUUUUACUGCGUUGUAUUGUAGUUAGCUGAAGAAGAUUUCGAAUCAGCAUUUGUUCGUGCUUUUGCAAGCUGCAUCAAAAUCGUACAUAAGUAAAAAACUAAAUUUCGGCUCAACAGAUCAAGCAGUACUCCGUCCCAGGGAACUAUGUUACAGAGGGUGGUGAAAGUGCACUGUCAAAAGCGGCUGCCAACGGUCACACGGAGGUGUGCGAAUUGCUCUUGGCGGAAGGCGCAAAAGUCAAUCAGACCGACUCAAAGUAACGGCUUUCUUUUCUUUUUCUUUGCUUCUUCAUCUUGGUUUUAAAUGUAUAAUGAAGACGAAAUAAAGCUUACUCUGCCUGGCAUGCUGAUUCAUCCUGAGGGACAGGAAAAAUAAUUAUGCGAUGAUGUAUCACCGAAUCUGAAUGUGAUUGUGAGCUCAACUCUAUCAGUUACCAAACCGCGCUGAUGUGGGCCGCAUCGGAGGGACACAGGGAAACCGUGGAGGCUCUCAUCAAGAACGACGCGAAGGUAGACCCGGCGACCAGGACGGGGAAGACUGCCCUGCACCUUGCCUGCCGAACAGGGAGAACAGACGUACUGUCACUGUGUUUUUAGUCUCUUGUCUUCAAUUUUUCCAUGCAUAAGCAGUACCAUAAUAGAUGAAACAAAGCCACAAAGUCAGCGGCUCUACUGCGCUCUCUACCAUGCAGCGAGCCAUAAACUGCACUCACAGGUCGUCGAAUACCUGCUUACAAAGAUGGACAAGAUCGACCAAGUGGACGAGGACGGUCGAACCUGCCUCUUCGACGCCGUGUCACUUUCGGACGAAACGCUCUGCUCCAUGCUCCUGGAUAAGGGACUGGAUAUCAAGUACUGCUUUUUUUUGAGAAUUUCUGGUAUCAUCAAGUUUUUUCGUGUCUGCACUACGACAAUUUAAUUUUUGCAAAUCGAUGCGUUUGUGUAAGUGUAUGUGUAGUGUAUGCUGUGCCUACUCCCUCGGAAACGGAAGAAGUAUUGGUACAAGCACGCAGUACCAUCAGCCCCAACAAAAACUACAGCAAAACGAACAAGCGUGGUGAGACGUGCUUGAUCGCUGCAGCGACGGAGUGCCCCGCGUUUUUCAUCAAGUUUUUGAUGGAACGCAAAGCCAAUUUGAACAAGCAGGACGAGAGUUCCAGGACCGCGCUGGAUCAUGCAGAAGGUGCCUUGAACUCCGCUGUGGUCACACUGCUGCGUGAAUCUGGUGCGUCCCGCGCGGCAACCGUCAUCUUUCGGGACGACGUGGAUGAUGAUUGAGCGGUUGCGGUCGGAUGACUACAAGAGCAACGUCAAAUUGUAUUUUUUCUGCAAGGCGGAGCACACACUAUCUCUUACUCUUGCGCUUGAAAUGCAUAGCUUUCUAGCUUGCCUUUCCGAGCACAGUGCUCUUUGCCUGGUAAUUGCAGUUAAACGAAUCCAAGAUUUAUUUUCGAUAUCACACAGCAGCUGCUUGCAUGCAGCUCCAGACAAGAUUGUGAUACACUCUUUGCUAGCAUCAAACCUUAUCAAAUAGACUUAUCAGACUACACCAGACCAGAAUCAAUCCAAGAUUACGAAAAGUUUUAUCAGACAGCAGACUUUGAGUUUCAAUCGGUUAAAGCUUUAGCAGACUUUGACUAGAGAGAAGGCUCGCGGUAUAUCCCAGUGAGCUCAGCAGGGAGUGGGUGUCCUCAAGAUUGUCACAACCUGAUUUCCUCUGAUCUUGAGGUCACCUAUUCCGAAUUCUACCCUCUUUUUCCUCGCCUUUGUUCCAAACUCUCCGCCCCAGGUUAGCACCCACAGACUCUAUGCAGGAGGAGCUCGUUACGAGUCAACUCACUUCCAGUACCUUACACCGAACUUUCAAUAUCCUUGUCAAAAAUUUUACGCAAUUGUGAUUACAACAAUCUCAAGGUAAUUUUAUCCUUAUACCAACUAUCCUGAAACGCACUUGAAACAGAUUUGUUAUAUGCGAAGAACUGCUUGAUGUCGCUACGAAGAUCGUCUUCGUCGUUUUCAAACGAUUAUUGCCUAGCAAACAGAAACCAGCAGCUCAGGACAACAUUCCGAUCUUCCUUGUCGCGGUGGAGGAGGAGCGAGGAGCUGAUUCCGAUUAGCGGCGGUAUGCAGGCGGAGUGAAUGUCGUGUACAUUAUUUGAUUGAGCUACAAUGCAAAUGUCCUCAACUUUUUUCCGCUCGUGGUUUCAAUUUUCAUUUUCAGCAGUGCAAAAAAAAAAUAAGUACACACACGAUUGCACUUGCUACUCACUGGGUAGUCUUGGAAGUUCCACGUUUGUUCUUUUUCCCGGGAGUAUUCGAUUUUGUGUCGUUCUGCUUCGUCGUUU
Messenger RNA from Amoebophrya sp. A120, 3692 nucleotides. NCBI's taxonomy places the organism in Eukaryota, Dinophyceae, Syndiniales, Amoebophryaceae. The record is from the annotation of a GenBank genome assembly.